This is a messenger RNA of Alosa alosa (allis shad), 4531 nucleotides long. It is a transcript of the gene ankle2, whose product is annotated as ankyrin repeat and LEM domain containing 2. Gene Ontology annotation, cellular component: endoplasmic reticulum. Gene Ontology annotation, biological process: negative regulation of phosphorylation. Gene Ontology annotation, molecular function: protein phosphatase 2A binding. The record is from RefSeq and is a predicted model, not a curated record. Lineage: Eukaryota; Metazoa; Chordata; Actinopteri; Clupeiformes; Clupeidae.
GCUGAAUUACAUGGCAUUUAGGAACAUACGAAUUGCUCAUGUGUUUGAAUUUUUUUUCUAAGUAGUAUUGUGUCUUUUCGUGGACCUAGCUAUCUGUUCGUGCAACCUGCUCCUAAGGACUUUUUUACAUGGUGGCUUGCUGUGGUGUCAUAUCAGCCGGUCCAAAGGGUCCUCCCUUGAUUUUUAUAGUGAGGUGCUGUUUUUAUAACAACAGUUCUAGCAAUGCAGGUGCAUGUAAUGGGCCAAGAUGUGGGCCGGACAAACCAAAGAUAAUGUAGAUGAAACACCUUUGAGCACUUCCUUCGGCUGGAAGUCCAGCUCGUUUCGCUCAGCUGUGCGACUGAGCCCUCCCUUUCUCAUUGAGCAUGCGCGCCGAAGCUUGUAAACAAUGAGACCAUUCCAGACUAUCCCUAGCAUUGUGUCUGUUUGAACAUUUAUUUUACGUUUUAUUAAAGCGUUAUAUACAGCAUGAGCAGCGGAUAUAACGGUAAUUUUUGCUGCAGCAUGGAGGCCACCCUGAGCAGGCUGCAGGGCCUGAGCGCAGAUGAGCUGCGUGACGAGUUCGCCAAGGCCAACCUCAAGUGCGGCCCUAUCACAGCCACCACCCGCGCCAUCUUUGAGAGGAAGCUGGCCCGUGCUUUGGUGAAUGAAGAUGGCAGCACCAGCGCUGGCUCGGGCAUUGAUUCGGGGGCCUCCAACCCUGAUUGGGCCUCCAACCCAUCAGCAUCGACAGAGCCACAGGCCAGCGAGGACGGUGACUUUGGCUACGGCAUGGGCCUCAACCCACCCGAGGAGGAGGCUCUGACGGAGAAGACGGCCGUGCUGGGCUGCGUCAGGGCCGACGAGGCUCAAAUUGAUGGGCAGACGCCCUCCAAGCCCACACAAGUGUCACCAUCCUUCUACUAUGGCGUGUGCCCACCAUGGGAGGAUGUGCUGGUCAGGACUGAUAGAGUACAUGUGUACAGUGAAAAGAAAGAAGCUCUGCAAGUGGUGAAGAUGAUGAAAGGGGCUCGAUUCAAAGCCUUCACCAGCCGUGAGGAUGCAGAGAAGUUUGCCAAAGGUGUCUGUGAUUACUACCCCUCUCCCAGCAAAGCCAUGCCAUGCAUCUCGCCUGUCAAACCAGGCCUCUUUGCUAAGGACAACAGCUCUGGGAUGGAGACGGACACGAUCAACAGGGAGAAGGCAAACAGUUUCAAGAGCCCGCGCACACAGGACCUGACUGCCAAGCUGCGCAAGGCCGUGGAGAGGGGCGACGAGGUGGCCUUCGCUGAGCUGGUCUGGAGCAAUCCACGCUAUCUCAUCGGCUCAGGGGAUAAUCCCACUGUGGUGCAGGAGGGCUGCCGAUACAAUGUGAUGCACGUGGCUGCUAAGGAGAACCAGGCUGGGGUGGCCCAGCUCCUGCUGGACACACUGGAGAACCCCGAGUUCAUGCGUCUCAUGUACCCCGACGACCACGAGGACAUGCUGCGGAGACGCAUCCGCUACAUCGUGGACCUGUACCUCAACACUCCGGACAAAGCCGGCUUUGAGACACCACUUCACUUUGCCUGCAAGUUUGGCUGCCCAGAGGUGGUGAACGUUCUCUGCUCCCACCCUGACACUGACAAACACUGCAGAAACAAGUAUGACCAGAAGCCAUGCGAUGUCAUAUGUGAAAGAAAAAACAAAACUCAAGAAGUGAAGCAGAAGAUUUGUGAAUAUUUAGAAGAUCGCUGUUAUGUGCCCUUAUUGAGGGCGACGGACAACUCCUCCCAGCCGGUGAUUGGAACUCCAUGGUCCCCUGAGCCCUCUGAGCCUUUACCCUCCAUGCUGUCUAGAAGUCCUAUGGACCCCGUCAUGGCGGUCAAAGCCUACGCUGGGCCUCUGAGUCCAUCAAAGGCGGCCAAUUCCGCCAGAGCAUGGAAGACGCCCCCCAGAGAUCGUGCUGUACACUUCCACCACAUCCUAAAGUCUGAUCCCGACCGAGGAGCCGAGAGAGUGGGCAGAAAUCUUGCCCAUGAAUUGGGCCAUCCCUGGGCUGAGUACUGGGAGUUCUUGGACUCCUUUGUCGACCUGUCGUCUGCAGAGGGUCUCCGAAAGUUGGAGGAGCACCUGAGCAAGAAAGACUUCAGUGAGCGUGCCCACCGAGAGACCGGAGAAAACGAGACCAGCAACAGGUUCAGAACUCCAUCACCAGGCAAGCCAAAAAAGUUCUGCAACUCCAUCUCGGUUGGUGCUUUCCUGGACGAGGGCGAUGACCUGAGCCUGGAGGAGAUGAAGAACCGGCAGAACGCCGCCCUCACCAGCGUCUGCUCCAAGGACAACCUGAAGGGGGCAGUGGGCGGCCGUGAGUUCCACAUCCUGCCUGUGUCACGGAGCGCCGACCUCAUCGAGAGGGGCUGCGAGCAUGACCUCCUCUGCGCCUCCGACAAGAGCCUGCUCUCGUCCUCCAGCAGGAACGGCCUGUGUCCGCCCCCCUCUGGCACCAGCGCCGACCGGACUCAGAACGGGGACAAGGGCUCCCCUCGCGGCCUGUCGUCCUCCUCUGCCUGCCUGCUGUCCCCCAUGUCCAACCUGAUGGUGGAGUUUGAGCGCAUGACACUACUGGACGAGAUGGAGCGGCAGCCCCGGGAGCGGCGGCGCAGUGGCGAAAGCUCCCGGCAGAAGGACGGACUCCUGAGGGACUCGUACUUGCCGGCGGCCGAGCUAAUCUCCAGCGUGGGCCGCCUGUCGCUGGGCGCAGGCGAGGACUCGGUGUUCUCGGUGAGCUGCUCGGAGCGUGACUGCAGCUCGUGGAAGGGGCUGAGCGGGGGCAAGGGGGACGGGCUGGACGAAGGUGACCGGAGGCUGGAGGACCGGGUUAGCUCGGGGUCGGACGAGUACGUGUCGGCUGAGGAGAGCCUGGAGGGUGGGGGUCAGAGGACUAGGGGGCCCGUGGUUGAGCGCACUCUCUGCUCCAGGUCCAAGUCUUGGGACCACGGGGGCCGAGAUAUGAGCAGCUCAGGGUCAUCUGGCUCCUACAGAUCUCUGGAUUCCCCUGACUUUAUAUUAAGGACGCCGCCCCGCUUUAAAAAAUGUCUUUUCAUUGAAGGGGAUUCGCCAACCAAGCUGGACAGAGAAGUACUGUCUGCAGUAGAAGCCAUAGAUGUUGAUCCCCUGAAAUACCCCAGCAUUUACAAAUGGAAGAGCACAAUGCAAACAUACUCCCCCACUGAGAUGCAAAGGUGGCCGACCCCAGCCUUCGUGCGGCGGCCUCCUAAGGUCCAGACGUUCACCCCGGGCUCCCCCGUGAGCAUUCUGGCCUCCCCCCUCAGCCGCUGCAGCCCUUCCCGGUACACGCCGGGGUCGCCCGACUUCGGCAGCCCCGGCCGCUACAGUCCAGCACACGCCAGCUUCAUCCAGCGCCUUCGCCUCAAGCACUUCAGCGACCCCCCAAUUUAAGAUGCACCUGCCAGCCCCCCUCCCCCCGUGCUGCACACCUCGCCAACCCGGGUGACUGCAUACUGGAUUCAAUCACAUCAGAAAUAUGCACAAGUGUCUUGAGGGUUUGUAUUAACGAUGUGGUACUCCGACAUGUGAUGUACAGAUUUUUUUGGAUGUAUGUUCAGAAUUUUUUCAAACUAGUCUCUUUACAGUGUAUGUAUGAGUGUGAGCUUUGUCAAAAAUGACAGUAAUAAUAUUAUUUAUAGAACAUGGUGACAUGCACUUGUGUCCUCGCUAAAAAAAAAAAGAAAAGAUUUUAUUGUUUAAUAAUGGAGAAAAAAAAAAAAUGGGUUGCAUUCCAAACAUCCAAUGUAAAUCCUUGUGCGGACCCAUUGCUUGAAAAUAGUUUGUAAAAAUUUAAGCUUAAUGUGAGGAGAAAAAAGUGUGAAAUUAUUUUUGGUAUAUCUCUUACGUAGCACAAAAUGAUAAAAAUUGUUUUUGUUUUGUUUAUCUGUGUAAAUGACUGCCAGUUCCUGUUUUUAAGUUCAUGAAUUUGAGAAUUGCCUUAAUUUUUCUGAGAUGAGGGACAGCCUCCAGUCAGAAUUUGCCACACCUUGUCCAGAAUCAGCCAAUCGUGUUUUACCAAUGCCUCCCUGUCCAUAUUUUUUAAAUCCAAUAAAUGUGUUAAUUUUUGUAGAUACCUGAAUGUUUUCGUUCACACAGUUAUUAUGCCAUGCACCAAGCUGCAGCCAUGUCACUUUAUAAGUACAGUUUCUCAGUGACACACAAAAGCCAUCCUCAUGAUGUCUCUUACCUUUCUGAUGUUUGUGGGCUGUACAUUGCAGGUUACUGAAUUGUCUCUUAACAUCUCUAUAAUAUGAAUGAAUGUUCCAACAAAACUGCACAACUGUCUGAACAUAUCAACAACCAAACUUUGAUAUUUCAACUGAAUGGUGCAUUUCUAGAGAUGGGGGUGGUCCAAACCGCACCAUCUGUAUCCUAUGGUCACGUGGGACCUAACUUGUUGAUCUUGGUCAGUGGUGUAAGUUGUGGUGUUGUGAAUUUGAGUGAGGUAUCUGUAGUCUUUUCUUAAGAUUUAUUAAUAAAACUGAACAAAAUGUUAGCACAG